UCCUUCAUUCCCUUCACAAUUGCUACAAUCUGAAAACCCCCCCCCAAAAAAAAUGAAUUUAUAAAAAACCCUCUAUUUCCAGCCGACCUUCAUUUCUCUCAGUGAACACAUUCAUGUGCCGAAUUUUGUGGGGUUUUUAUUGUUUCGCAGUUUAGUGAUUCUGUUAAUAAGAUGGACGGAAAUGGCAGUAUGAAUUUGAGGAACUGGGGGUUUCUUGAGAGGGCAACCACUCCACUAAAGAGCCAUUUGGGCCUCCAGCUAAUGUCAUCAAUGGCUGAAAAGCCCGUUUUCAGUGGUGAUGUUCAUGCCCACCACCGUGUCCUCCCAUCGGGGGUUAUGGCUUCAAUCAAUGGCGGGCCAUUCCACCAUCAUCGUGUUGGUGGGAUUUCUGAGUCCCACAUUCCCAUGGACUGUACGAGGGAGAAUUGGAUGAAUCACGGCAGAGAAAAGUAUGUAAAUAGUUUGCCCGGCAACCAAAACCAAGGCUAUUAUCAUCUGAAUUAUGGGCUUUUACCUGAGGCUUCGUCAGCCCAUUCCAUCCAAAUGCCCCAGCAAAUUAAUAUAGCAAAAAAUGAAAAUGCAGUACGGCAGGUGGAGGAGGUAAGAAAGGAGGGAGAGAAUGGUGGCAGUGGUGGUGCUCUUAAUAAGAAGAGAGGAGGUGGAAAAGUGCCAAAGUCUCCUGCCAAAGAGAAAAAACCUAGGACUAGAGCACCUAGGGAUCCUAGAGAAGAGUCUAGCCCUUCGGUUCAGCGAGCGCGGGCUCCCAAGAAACGGGCUGAAGUCAUGAUCAAUGGAAUCAAUAUGGAUAUUUCGGGGAUCCCUAUACCAGUUUGCUCGUGCACUGGGACUCCACAGCAGUGUUAUAGGUGGGGCUCAGGUGGGUGGCAAUCUGCAUGCUGUACUACUGGAAUGUCUGUGUACCCCUUGCCUAUGAGUACUAAGCGACGUGGUGCGAGGAUAGCAGGGCGUAAGAUGAGUAUUGGUGCGUUUAAGAAGGUCUUGGAGAAAUUUGCUUCAGAAGGUUAUAACUUCUCUAACCCAAUUGAUCUGAAGAGUUACUGGGCGAAACAUGGUACAAAUAAGUUUGUGACAAUUCGGUAAAUCUACGUGGAAGUGCUGCUGCUGGCCCAUGAGAUACAUGUGCUCCUUGAUUCUUCUAUACAUAUAUGAAUGGCCUGGCCCGUAGCAGAGGCUUCUGAGGUAGUCUCUAACUGGUGGAUAUCUCUUAUGAGUCAGCUUAUGCUUUGUUGGAAAAUUCCUAUAAGUUAUUCAGUUUAUUCCAUUCGUAGUUCAAGCAAAUGCUGAUCUUUUCUUGAUGACAGGGGAUAAGGAUAAUUGUUUAGAUUUAUAUCCCGCAACUACAGAUUCCUUAAUUGCUUUUUAGAGACUUUGGUUGAGAAAAUGAUUGAUUCU
Molecule: messenger RNA, 1413 nt
Organism: Olea europaea var. sylvestris
Lineage: Eukaryota; Viridiplantae; Streptophyta; Magnoliopsida; Lamiales; Oleaceae
Product: protein BASIC PENTACYSTEINE2-like
Exons: 2
Coding region: 172-1101 (309 amino acids)
Biological process (GO): response to ethylene
Cellular component (GO): nucleus
Molecular function (GO): sequence-specific DNA binding; DNA-binding transcription factor activity
Source: RefSeq, a predicted model, not a curated record